AUGUCGGAUUAUACUCAAAGCCACUUGACGGAACAACUCAAAAAUUUGCUGACAAGGAGUGACAGAGAAGGAUUACAUCCUUUGACUAAAAUAGUGUCCCCUUCAGAACCAAUGGAUUUACAGCACAUACGAGAUGUUCGUGCACAACGUACAUCUAACAGCUCGUCUUCGUCAACCUCUUCCUUGCCCACAGAAGUCUUGGAUCCCGAAUCGAAUCACGCUCACUCGAACAGUACGCUGGCACUCGCGAACCCACAACCACAACAUUCUUCUUUUCGUCGGAAACAUUCAAUUCAUAAAUUCAGUCGCAGUCAAUACAGUCUAAGCUCGAUAUCAACCACUCCCUAUGGGUCUACAGUACCUAGUAUUAGUAGCUCGCCAAAGGACACUUUUGCAAGAGAACCGCCAAGAAUACAUGCAAAGUUGUAUUGCGAGGAUGUGGCCAAAAGCAACAAGACGGCAAAGGAUGUGUUGUCUCGGUUAUCGUCCGACGAGUUGCGUUCAGUAAAGACACAUACGGAGUUGGCAGAAACGGCGAAUGGAGUGAGAAUGUUGGCCAAGAAUCUUUCUAGGGCCACGAUACAGUUGGAUGUGAAGGCUUUGAUGAUUGUAACAAAGGCCAGAGAUAAUGCAUUGGUUUACUUGACGCGAGAAGUAGUUGAAUGGCUUUUGACGGAACACUCUGAAAUUACAGUUUACGUUGACUCAAAACUAGAGCAUUCGAAACGGUUUGAUAGUGAGCGCAUGAUUAAGCAAUAUCCUAAAGCUGGUAAGAAUUUGCGAUAUUGGAACAAGGACUUGACAUUGAAGUCCCCAGAGCUAUUUGAUUUGGUGGUGACCUUGGGAGGGGAUGGUACUGUGCUUUAUGUCUCGAACUUGUUUCAAAAAGUGGUGCCGCCGGUAUUGUCGUUUUCCUUGGGAAGUUUAGGAUUUUUGACGAAUUUCAAGUUUGACGACUACAAAUCGAAAUUGACUCAUUGUCUAGAUUCAGGAGUCAAGGCGAACUUGAGAAUGAGAUUCACGUGUCGUGUCCAUACGUCAGAGGGGAAACUCAUUUGCGAACAACAGGUGUUGAAUGAAUUGGUUGUUGACAGGGGUCCUUCUCCUUUUGUGACAAACUUGGAACUUUACGGCGAUGGGUCGCUUUUGACAGUUGCUCAGGCAGAUGGUCUAAUAAUUGCAACACCCACAGGAUCAACCGCCUACUCGUUGUCAGCUGGUGGCUCUUUGGUACAUCCCGGAGUUAGUGCAAUCAGCGUCACUCCAAUUUGUCCUCAUACGUUAUCAUUCCGCCCUAUAUUGCUACCGGACGGAAUGUUUUUGAAAAUCAAGGUACCUUUGACAAGCCGGUCAACUGCGUGGUGUUCUUUUGAUGGGAAAGUUAGAAAAGAACUUAGUAAAGGGUAUUAUGUCACGAUACAAGCUUCACCUUUCCCAUUCCCAACGGUCAUUGCUUCCAAAACGGAAUAUAUGGAUUCAGUGAGUAGAAACUUGAAUUGGAAUGUGAGAGAACAGCAAAAGCCAUUCAGUUCGUAUUUGAAACCUGAAACGCGGCAAAUGAUGGCGGAGAACGAUAAUGGGGGAGAUAAACCAGAACAGAAGGAUGACAAUGAUGAUUUCGAUAUCAAUUAUAGUGAUGAGGAAGAAACUGAAGAAAAAACGUCUUCGAGUAGUAAUACUACGAGUGAAACCAAUAGUGAAGACAUGCUGUACCUCCCAAUCAAUGGCGGAACACAAACGCCUACAGUUAGUAACCAGGAUGAUCGAUGUUGUUUUGCACAUCCUCAUGCAAGGGUACACUUGAAUGGAUCAUAG
Molecule: messenger RNA, 1815 nt
Organism: Lodderomyces theae
Lineage: Eukaryota; Fungi; Ascomycota; Pichiomycetes; Serinales; Debaryomycetaceae
Product: NADH/NAD(+) kinase
Exons: 1
Coding region: 1-1815 (604 amino acids)
Biological process (GO): NAD+ metabolic process; NADP+ biosynthetic process
Molecular function (GO): NAD+ kinase activity
Source: RefSeq, a predicted model, not a curated record